UCUUUAACCUUUGGAUAUUAUUCUGGAAGGAGGAAGAGGAUAGGUCACUAACCUCAAUCCAUUAUUUAGUUUGAACUUUUUUUCUAUGAAUUCAUAUUUGAAAGUAAAAUUUUAAAUCCCGUUUGUUUUGGAUUGGAUAAGUUUAUCAGAAAUAAUUUUUUCCUAAUCAAUAAUUUUAAAACUUGUGUAUUUUACAGAAAUUCACAGAAUCCGAAUUUCAUGCAGACCUGAAUUGGCUUAUAUUGUUCAACAAACUAAGAAAUGAGAUAACGAUUAAAACAUUGCAGUUGUAGAUGUUUUGUUUUAUACGAUAUCAGUAGAAUAUGUAAGUUUUGUUUUGGAUGAUAUUUGUGAGUACAAUUUUUAACGUCUGUUAUGGUACAGGCCCUAAGCUCUAACCGAUUUUCUAAAAGGGUUUCAAUUCAUUCUUGAUUUUUUUUCAAUUAAUUAAAAAUUUUAUGAAAACCGAAACAAAAUUGCCACACCUAACUAACUUCACGAUAUGGCACUUCUCUGUCACAGUUAUUUUUAGUUCCAGAUGAAAGAAUAUCAAUAAGUGGUGAGAUAGAGUGGUGAAACUAUGAUGAUGUUACGCGCGUCUUGUAUGGCCAUAAGGUGUAUGUCUGGCAAGGCUGCAGUCCCCCGAGUGUGUGUGGUCGGGAGUGGACCUGCAGGAUUCUACGUCACCCAACAUUUGGUCAAGAACAAUGAGCAAUUGGAGGUGGAUAUCUACGAGAGAUUGCCAGUGCCGUUCGGUCUAGUUCGAUAUGGUGUUGCGCCUGACCACCCCGAAGUGAAAAAUGUCAUCAACACCUUCACCAAAACAGCACAGCAUCCCAGAGUCAAAUUCUGCGGAAACGUCUCGCUCGGUGAAGAUCUUACCCUGCGAGAUCUAAAGGAUGCUUACCAUGCUGUUGUACUGACAUACGGAGCCGAAAGAGACAGAGAGCUUGGUUUGGCAGGAGAGUCAUUGGUGAACGUGGUCUCAGCUCGCAGGUUUGUGGGCUGGUACAAUGGUCUACCGGCUGACAGAGACCUGAUGCCGUUGCUAGAUACCGACACUGCUGUAGUCUUGGGCCAGGGGAACGUAGCUAUAGAUGUGGCUAGAAUUCUACUGACACACAUCGAUGUUCUUAAGAAGACAGACAUAACAGCGCAUGCUCUUUCCAUGCUGGCUGCCAGUAGAGUGCAGCGUGUGGUGCUUGUGGGACGGCGUGGGCCACUGCAAGUCGCUUUCACCAUCAAAGAGCUGCGCGAGAUGACGCGACUGCAUGGUGUGACAACUGAAUUUAUUCCAGGACAGAUGGAUGGUGUACAGAUAUACAUCGAUAAGUUGAAAAGACCUAGACGUAGACUGACAGAGUUGCUGCUGCAAACUUCGGCUGCAACGUUUCCACAACAGAAUGAUAAAUCGUUUCAGCUGAUGUUCCUGCGUACUCCCCUAUCAUUCCAAGGAGAACAAAGAGUUUCUGGAGUUCAAUUAGCAGUCAAUACUUUACAAGGAGACAAUCCUGAGAUUCAGACAGCUGUAGCGACUGAUACUAGAGAAACACUGUCCUGCGGCCUUGCACUGCGUAGUAUUGGGUACAAGAGUAUCGCUGCUGAUCCUGAAGUACCAUUUGAUUCCUCGCGUGGUGUAGUCAUACAGGAACCAGGUCUAUAUGCGGCAGGGUGGGUGGCCACUGGACCUGUUGGUGUAAUUCUGUCUACAAUGUCAAAUGCUUUUGAGGUUGCCAACACAGUUAACAAAGACUUGAGCUCUGGAGCUGUGGAUUGUACAAAUUCUAAACCUGGCUCUGUCUACAUUCUUCAGUUGCUGCGUUCUAGAGGUGUACCGACAGUGGAUUUUGCGGGCUGGGAAAGAAUUGACAAGAAGGAGAUUGAACGUGGAAAUGCUGUGGGAAAACCUAGGGAGAAGGUUGUAGACAUCGCUGAAAUGUUGGAAAUUGGAGCAGUGUGAGAGUACAUCUGGGAUUGUAUACAACCAGUUCAAAUGAUUUAAUGGUUACUCUCAGUGAACAGAGAUAAUUUAUCUCAAAAAUGUUCUGGAUACAUAUCAAGAAUUUUACUUUGUGGCCGUAUAAAAGAAAUCAUUAUUAGAUAAAAAUUUUAAACUUUUAAAUAAAGAUUGAACUUUUAUAAGAAUUUUAAUGAAGGUGAAAAACAUUGUUGUGAGAUUCAAGAAGCAGAAUGAAUACUAAAUAACCUUUACUGUGCUAUUAAUGUUUAAAAGUGACCAUUUCAAAAUGUCCAGUUUUUUAUGGGUUUAAAGAAGUCUGUGAUCCUUGAGAAAUAUAGUUUUUCCUCCAACAAAUAUAGUGUUUCAAAGGCCAAGUAUUUCAGUGAAUUUUGAUGAUUGAAAACAAUAUUCUACCAUUUGCUAACAUUCUCUUACUGAGAGGAGUACAUUCAUAUCCCAGUGUGAACGAGAUUUAACGAUCUCAGUACCAUCUAAUCAGUUUAAAAAAGUUCAUAGUCAAUGGUUACCAAUUAACUGUGUUUAGUUCCGACCAAUGUUCAGGAAUAUCAAAUUAUAGUUGUUUCAUAUUUUAGUCAAAAUUUCUUUAUUUUAUCCUACUGAUAUUCCAAAUAAAUAAAAAAAGAUUUUAUAAUGAAUUUGUCAUACUGGGCUCUAGAAAUGCUAUUACAUAAUUUGUUUGUCAUUGAUGCAAAAUCCAUCUCACUCUAGCUAGCAUAUUCAAGUUUUUAAUGUUGUUGUUUUGAUUAAGGAAACUGCAAACUAAACAACAUAUUUUGUUUGCUCCAUUUUGUAUUUCUGCAAGGAAAUGUUUCUUUCAUAACAUAAAAAUGUUAUAGAAAUGUAAAAAUAGAUCACCACAAAACUUCAUGUUAUGCUGUAAAAAGAUCAUAUACAACAGAAAGUAGACCACAAUAUAAAGAAAUGUAGACAGAAUGUUACUGCUACAGAAAAAAAGCUUUAAGAAUUAUUUCUAACUUAAAACAAACUUACAUUUCUUAAGACAUUUUAACUGUGUAUGAUCAGUAUAUUUAUAACACUAUUUUAUAUGUAAAAAUAACAAAUCUGUUAAUAUUGUGAAUCGUCAUGAUUACAAUAUAAGGCAUAGUAGAUAUGUGGAACAAGUUUUACGAAAAGAAAACUUAGUUAAUUGAUGAUACAUUGUUGUUUUAUCUUCCUCUUAAAUACAAAUUAAGCAAAAUUAAUAAAAAAAUUAAAUAUUAUUUAUUAGACUUAUCCUUGUAUUCUUUUAGAGUUUUUCUGUAAAUAUAAAUAACUUUGAAAUAUUCUUAGGUAUUAUUUAUGUAUUAAUCAAGAUGUAUAUAUAUAAUAUAUAUUAUAGCAGUCAAUUUUUGUAAGUUACUUUAUUAAAGUCCACAUGGCCAAUAUCUACCAGUUAGUACCAGUUGUUGUCUUUUAUCUUAUAAAUGUUAUACAAAAUCUUAUAUGUUCGUGUAAUGGGAAUAUAUAAAUUUGAAUAUACUUAAAGUUGAAUACAAUAUGUCUUAAAGCUGAGGAAAGAAACCACUACAAAUGAGCCAAAAUAUGUCUGCCAGUUUUCCUAAAAAGGAAAAAUAGAUGGGCCAGUUUCAGUUAGUUAUCUAGUACUGUUAAUAUUUACAAUUUUUACAUUUCAAACACUAUGAUGUAACAAUGUUUGUUUGGUUCACAUUGCCAGAUAUCAUGAAGUCACGUAAUCAGGAUGCAUGUUCCAUCCUGCAUAUUGUAAUCAUGAAGGAAUAGCCAAUGGUUUCCAAUGCUUUGUAAACUAAGAAAGCUGAGCUUAUUUUUCAAAGGAGAGACCAGUUUCAUUUUUAAUUCUUUCUGCCUGUUUUCUUGGGCCCCAGCCUUGUAGAAGGUCUAAUAAAGCAGAAGGAGGAGAGUUGAUACAUUUGUAGGUAGUCAGUUUUAGUAAAAAAGUGCUCCAGUUAAAGACACAAUUCCAAUCUGUGCUAUCUUUACCACAGUCUCAAAAUCCGAACCUUACGAUUACCUUCAUCUCGUAUAACCACCAUUCACUGGUCUCUUCUUUCCUGAUCCUAGCUAAAAUGUAUGCUGAUCAAAUACUCAUAUCCAAAAUUAUCAGUUGUAAAUUUGUGAGAAAAGUGUAGGAUUUAAUUUUUAUAUUUUUUUUAGCAAAUAUAGGCUGUUCAAAAAAAGACUUCAUGAAUUAAAACUUUUUUAGUGAAUACCUUUUUAUUUACUUAUAAAGUGAUGUUGUUUGCACUUAACAUGUUAUUUACAUUGUUUAUUUAUUGUACAAUACUUGUCACACUAUUGUUGUUCUGUAAUAAAUUAUAUAUUUUUAUAAAUAA
This is a messenger RNA of Homalodisca vitripennis (glassy-winged sharpshooter), 4293 nucleotides long. RefSeq names its product NADPH:adrenodoxin oxidoreductase, mitochondrial (gene dare). Gene Ontology annotation, cellular component: mitochondrion. Gene Ontology annotation, biological process: ubiquinone biosynthetic process. The transcript has 9 exons. The record is from RefSeq and is a predicted model, not a curated record. The coding region runs from base 581 to 1960 and encodes 459 amino acids. Lineage: Eukaryota; Metazoa; Arthropoda; Insecta; Hemiptera; Cicadellidae.